AUGAGGAUGGUCAUGGUGCUGCUGCAGCCUGCUGCAGGCAGACAGGGCCCCUUCGCCCAGCGCAUGGAGCACAUGCUCACGCCACAGGAGCUCCUCUCGCUGGGAGGCUCUGCCGACGCCGCUGCUGCAACCGCUGCUGCUGCUGUUGCUGCUGCGGCUGCUGCUGCUGUAGGAAGGAAAGGGAAGGGCAGUGGCAGUGGCGCUGGCAAGCAUCAUAGAGCUCUCAGGGUUCUGAGGUGCUUGAAGCGUUUUCCCUCUCUCCCUACCCCAUUCCCCGCCUUCUCUCCCCCUCCGCCCCGUUUCCCCCUCCCUCCCCCAAACAUGUCAUACGCGCAGAUGUGCUGCACUCGCGCCUGUUUCUGGGCGACAUUCGAGUAUAUCCCCUCCCCGUUCCCACCUCCAUUACCUCUCCCCUGCCGCGCCUUAUCCCCAACUCCCCCAGGCACGUCAUACACGGAUGUGCUGCAUUCGCGCCGUCCCUGUGCCCAGUCCAAGUUCGGCACCCCAUUGGACGCACAGGCUCUCACUGAUGCCUACCUGCUGCACACGUUCGGCACCCCAUUGGACACACAGGCGCUCACUGAUGCCUACCUGCUGCACGCGCUGAACCAUGCCUUUCACACGCGCGACCGCAUCACCAAGAACACGAAAAGCUCAACCGCGCCUCUGCUGCUUCCUGUGUGUCACUCCCCUCUUCCACUACCCACCUCUCUUCCCAUCUUUUCUCCUUCUCACCCCCUCAUCUAUUCUCCUCCCCAGCUGAACCACAUCUUUCACACGCGCGAUCGCAUCACCACGACAAGCCCAACCGCGCCUCUGCUGCUCCCUAUGUGCGGGGUGGUGGUGGAUGGGAAGGAGUUGGUGGAGGUGGAGAGCAUCCCCAGGGACCAGGGCUUUACCAGGCCCAAGGUUCUAAUUCUACUGCCGUACCGCAAUGCUGCUCUGAGCGUGGUGCAGAGGCUGUUACGUGUGACGCCACCCCAGUCCAAGGUGGCAGUGGAGCAUUUGGAUCGCUUUCUUGCUGAGUUUGGCGAGGUGGAGAGCGAGGAGGAGGAGAGUGAGGAGGAGGACGAGGAGGAGAGGAGAAAGGCGAGGGAGAGGAAGAGGAGAAAGCAGCAGCAGCAGGUGGGCCGUGGGAAGGCAGUGAAGCUCUACACCGACUUCUACCAGUCUGACAUCGUCGUUGCCUCUCGUAUCGUACCCCAUCGUAUCUUCUGUUCCAUCCACCCCCCCCCAUCCCCUGCCCAUCCCCCGCCCAUCCCCCUGCCCAUCCUCCACCCAUCCCCCGCCCAUCAUCUCAGGAAGGCAGUGAAGCUCUACACGGACUUCUACCAGUCUGACAUCAUCGUUGCCUCGCCCAUCGGUCUCGUCACCAAGCUGGGGGAGGCUAUGGAGGACAGCGAAAAGGACAUGGACUUCCUCUCCUCCAUUGAGAUUGUCAUUGUGGACCAAGCUGAUGUCAUCCUCAUGCAGAACUGGGCUCACGUGGAGGCGGUGUUUGCGCAGCUGAACAAGCUGCCAGUGAAGCAGCAUGGCACCGAUUUCAUGCGCGUGCGAGAGUGGUACCUGAACGGGUGGGCGGGGCACUACCGGCAGUCCAUUGUUCUCUCCGCCUUCUCCCACCCCUCCAUCAACGCUCUGUUUCACCGGUCCUGCUGCAACUUCUCAGGCAAGGUGAAGCUUCGAUCCGAGUACGCAGGAGUGCUGGCCCUGGUGGUACCGCAGGUGCAGCAGGUGUUUGACCGCGUUGACUGCACUGCCAUCACAGCAGCAGCAGAGGCGCGCUUCCAGUUCUUCGUCUCCACCAUCUUCCCGCGCCUCCGCGACUCAGUCCAGGGGGGCGUGCUGGUAUACACGCAGUCCUACUUUGAGUUUGUGCGCCUCCGAAACUUCUUCAAGCAGGAGAACCUCUCCUUCUGCCUCCUCUCCGAGUACACGGACGAGCGCAACGUGCAUCGGGCGAGGGCAUGGUUCUUUCAGAACCGGCGGCGCAUCAUGCUGUACUCGGAGCGAUCGCACUUCUACCACCGCUACCGGGGGGAAGGGGGGAAGUGGGGAGGUAAGAUAAAGGGGGGAGGGAAGGGAAAGGGGAGGUCAUCUUCUACUCGCUGCCGUGCUACCCACACUUCUAUGCUGAGGUGCGCGGGUGGUGGAGGGGAUGAGACAGGGGGGGGGGGAAGGGGAAGAGCGGAGGGAGUGGAAAGGGAAUGGGGGGGGGAGGGCGAAGAGGGAGGCAUUCCUCAACCCUUUAAUAGGGGGGACAACGCGGUUGAUAAAGGCUUCUCAAACCACCCCUGUCCCCUUCCCCUUGUGUCUUGUCACUCCCCAAACCCCUCAUCGCAGUUCCUCAACCCUUUAAUAGGGGGGACAACGCGGUUGAUAAAGGCUUCUCAAACCACCCCUGUCCCCUUCCCCUUGUGUCUUGUCACUCCCCAAACCCCUCAUCGCAUUCCUCAACCCUUUAAUAGGGGGGACAACGCGGUUGAUAAAGGCUUCUCAAACCACCCCUGUCCCCUUCCCCUUGUGUCUUGUCACUCCCCAAACCCCUCAUCGCAGUUCCUCAACCCUUUAAUAGGGGGGACAACGCGGUUGAUAAAGGCUUCUCAAACCACCCCUGUCCCCUUCCCCUUGUGUCUUGUCACUCCCCAAACCCCUCAUCGCAUUCCUCAACCCUUUAAUAGGGGGGACAACGCGGUUGAUAAAGGCUUCUCAAACCACCCCUGUCCCCUUCCCCUUGUGUCUUGUCACUCCCCAAACCCCUCAUCGCAGUUCCUCAACCUGCUCGAAGGGGGGAACAACGCUGAUAAGGGCUGCUCCGCUCUCCUGCCCCUGCCUUCCCUAUCCCCCACCCCCUUUCGUGCCUCCCUGAACCCCUCGUCGCAGUUCCUCAACCUGCUCGAAGGGGGGAACAACGCUGAUAAGGGCUGCUCCGCUCUCCUGCCCCUGCCUUCCCUAUCCCCCACCCCCUUUUCGUGCCUCCCUGAACCCCUCGUCGCAGUUCCUCAACCUGCUGGAAUGGGGAGACAACGCGGCUGUUAG
This is a messenger RNA of Closterium sp. Naga37s-1, 3039 nucleotides long. The record is from the annotation of a GenBank genome assembly. NCBI's taxonomy places the organism in Eukaryota, Viridiplantae, Streptophyta, Zygnematophyceae, Desmidiales, Closteriaceae.